AUGAUGCACCAUGAUGCUCCAUGCCUCAGGAGCAGCCUCACCGAGAUCGAUGCAGGGGAGCCCUAUGGGCUCCGACGCUGGGUGCGCUAUGAGCCCCAAGAGCCUCGAGAUUUCCCCAGUCGUGAACACAGAGAUGUGGCAGUUGCAAAGCCCAGACUUCGCUGGUUAUGCCUAGCCCGUUCUGUGGACGUCGGGACGUCCAUGCAGAGGUUUCCUGAGACUGGGCAGUUGGGGUAUCACAUCAAUGCCUACCAGACCUUGGAUGGUGAGAGCCUGGUGAGUUACCAAUGUGUGGUGCGCCGCGACGAGUGGGAGCUCAUUCGGGAACCCAUUCUGCAAGCCUACGCGCUACAGAGGACCCGAAAGACGAGUAUUCGAGUGGUUGGUGCUCUUACGAGCGGUCUGGAAUCUGAACUUGAGGGCCCGAUCAUUUUGGGUCCACAACUCCUCUAUUGCAAGAGCCCGAAUCGCAUGAGUUCUUUGCCCUCUUCCGAACUGCAAGAGUUGAAGCGGGAAAUUCGAGAGUUGACAGAGCGGGUUCCCACCGUGUCCCAAUCUGGACGGCCGAAAGCCGGCCGAGUGCACGAUCCAGUUGGUGUGUACUCCUCAUUUGCAGCUAUCAAGCCCCUGGUGCGAGACGGGGACUAUCUCGGGGAGUCGAUCUUCGCGGGCUUCCCUACUCGCUGGGAGGCAGAAGCGGAUGCAAGCCCUGACGGGCAACCCCUGACCUCGGCUGACAUGUUGAGGCAGUUCACGGUGCUCUCAGGUGAAUUAAACCAACCUGAUAACGACUAUCCUGUGGGAAUCUGCGAAGUCAGCUCAGCUACAGGUGACGUCCUUCGGGUUUCUAUCAUUGUUCUUGGCGAGGUCUCAGGCCGCUUCGUUGUUGCUGUGCCGGUUUCAAGUUGGCAUCGCACGGUGGCCAAGCGUCGCCUUCCCAGCAGUUUCAUGACUAAGGCUGUCGCUUGUGAGGUUCCUUUUUCAACAGCACGGUCCUUAGAUGCAGAGACCUUUAAUUCAAGAUUGUGGCUUGGUUUACUAACUACAGAUUAUGAGGAGACCAUCUCCUUUGACACCACGGGUGAACCUGCCGCUGACAUUUAUUUUGAUGAAGAUGAAGUGAUGCUACCAGUUGCUCCUAUGAUGAUUGAAAGCGCUGAGAAGUAUUUUGCUUUGAGGCCCUCUACCUCGGCUUUCGAGUCUGCUGUUCAAGGGUCGGGAACAGACCCGAUGAUGCAAGCUCGAGUCGGUGCUUUGGAGUCCACCUUAGGGGACAUCAAAGACCAGCUGGCGCUGUUGCUGAAGCGAGACGCUCCAGCUACCCCUGCUGCUCCCAAGCCGCGUGAGGCGCGCCCUGCGCAGCCGACUACACCUGGGGUGCUGAUCCCAGGCCUUGAUCCAGCAGUGGUACAAGCGGCAUUGACUGCUGGCGUCUCCCGCUCGCAUUUGGAAGAGAUGGCAAAGGUUGCAGCUGUAGGGAAACCGAAACUGCCUGAUUUGCCUACAGGCUCCAAACCUCGCAAGGAUGCUCUCUCAGAGAGCGAGGAUGAGGUCCCGGUAGCCGAUGACACAGGUGGACAGACGGGGGAAGGCCAGGAGGUGGAUCCUAUGGUGGCGGCCAUUUCAAAAUUGACGACGAUUACUCAACAUCUGGCAGGACAGAAGCGGAAGGAGAAUACCCUCGACUUCCUACUAGACGGUGCUGGCUUUCAGGCUUCCUCGGACGCCUCAAGCGGGAGUUCUUCUCGCAAGAGCGCGGCUGCUCUCCGAGCUUUGAGAAGAGCCCUGAGGACAGACCCUCAGCAGAUUUACAAGACAGUCGAGAGGAACAUGGCCGAGGAUUUCCAGCUCAGACAAUCCCUUCCGGGCAACCAGACCGUGUCAGUCACUGCCCGGGGUUGGCUGGAGGCACGCAGCCGGGUCCAGAAUUUCAGGACCCCUGUCACACUACUGUGGGGCAUUGCAGGUAUUCUCGACUGCUUGCGGGACGAGCGGGUAUCAGAAGCCAGGGCUCGGGCCUGUCUUUUGUUGUGCCAAGGCGACCAGCUCUCCAUCGACAGGGGUUCAUGGACAGUGGCCGCUCCUAUGUCGUUAGAGGAUCCACCUCCCUUUUCUGUUUUCGCCACCCACACGCUGCCGUCGGAAAUAGAAGCUCCGAUGACAAAGCUGGUCGAUGCUCGGUGGAUGGACUUGUUUCUUCAUCACCUGGCGGAGAUAGAUCAGUUGAUCGAGAAGAAGAAGAAGUUGGGGCGCAAGCCGAUAGCCGAGACUCCUUCUCCAGCCGACCCCAAAUCACCUUCUCCGAAGAAGCAGCCGCGCGACAAAGGCAAAGCCGGCAGCAAAGGAUCUGGAUCGGGCGGGGCUGGCAGGGAGGGAGCGAGGGAGAGGGAAACAGCAGCCCAGCCGGUGUGGCCUAUUCCAGUGCCUUACUUUGUUUUGGCGCCAGAGGUCGACGAUGCCAGUAGACAACAAGCUGCUUGGCAGAGGCGGCUUCGGCGAUUGACAGGUGAAUGGCUCGACUUUGCUGAUGUUACAGCAGAAACCAUGGGCCGCACUGCAGGGAAAGUUGAGAGCCUUGAGACUAUGAUCCACAAGCUCGAGAAGGUAGCAGCUGCUUUAUCCCCCUCCAGCGGGUCUGGUAAAGGACCCUCUUUUGCGGCUCAGUUGCAAGAGGCUGGAGGAAGCAAAGUCGAGGCUGCCCAAGCUGCAAAGCCUAUUGAGGCUCACAGACUCAACUUUCGAGGCCGACCUGCUUUUGACCCUGACCGAUACUUAGCCGAGCCGGCCCGGUCCCUUUACAAGGACCCUUUGCAGUAUGCCACCCUUCCAGAAGAGUGUGUUGAGAAUGUUCCGGCUGUCAAAGUGCGAGGAGCUCGUAAGGAAAUCCUCGCCUUGCUAGCUGCUCUCGACGCUACUGGACGAUUGGCUCUUUUCUCGCCAGUGCAGAUCCGGAUGGACUUUCGAGCUGGAAUGUUCGCCCUGAUGAAAAAUUUGACCACCGACCGGCUGAUUCUCGACUGUCGACCUGCCAAUCUUCUAGAACCAGGGCUCAAUGAAUGGACUCAGACCAUGGGAGCUUUGAUGCCUAUUUUAGGUCUUCAUGUACCUCCAGGUUUUCACGUUGUGGCUUCAGGGGAGGAUUUGAAAGAUUAUUACUACUACUACCUGAUCUCCCCUGUCCGAGCUCGCCGCAAUGCUUUGGCGAUGACUCUCACCCGUGCCGAGGCUCGCAGAUUCAGAGGCGCAUACCGCUCUGCUGAUCGAACUUCGCCUGUGUUGGUCCCAGCGUUGGCUACAAUGGCUAUGGGAGACCUCAAUGCAGUAGAGUUUGGACAGCAAGCCCAUGUCAGACUUAGCCUCAUGCACGGAGUUGCAAAGAUGUUGGAUUUGAUGACCUUGAGGGGGCAGUUUCCUCGCCAACACUGGGCUGCAGGCUUUGUGAUCGACGACUUCAUUGUUGUGGAGGCGGUACCGCGCUCCCUCGAGCCUAGCAAUUACACUUCGACUCGAGUAGCAGACGCCAUGGUCAAAGUCUAUGCCGAAGUUGGGUUGCAGGCGAAUUCAUCUAAGCGAUUCCGAGCAGACAAGCAUCCUCAAUUCUGGGGUAUUAGCAUUGAGGGCACGGAAUGCCUAGUCAGAGCACAGCUGGACAGAGUUAUUCCGAUGGCAUUUAUCACUGCACGUGUCGCCAAGGUCGGAGUUGCCACCAGACAUCUGCUGCAAAUUCUGGCAGGAGCCUGGACCGCUAUCAUGCAGAGCCGCAAGCGCUUCAUGUGUUUGUUGGAUGCUUUGUUUUCAGCUAUACAUUCCCAUGAAUAUGACUGCUUGUUUGCAUUAGAUGUGGACACAGUGGCAGAGCUUUGGACCCUGGUCUCCUUGGCACCUUUGAUGUGUUCUGACCUCCAAGCAAGGACGUCUAGUCAUUGCCUCGCCGUUGACGCAUCGGACCACAAGGUUGCAGGGGUCUCCACAGAGCUGCCUCAGCCCUUUGUGCAAGAGCUGACUCGACAUGCCAUGACUCGAUCGGCAUGGAGCCGCUUGCUAUCGCCCUGGAAAACCUACCAGAAAUGCCGAGGUUUGCUGGCGCCUGAAGACGAAGUCCCAGACGGAGAAGAACCCGCUCGGGCUCAUCCUGUCUGGAGGCAGAUCUGUCGCAGUGUUCAGUUCGAGCCGCUUUUUUGUUACCAAGUGCCAACCGGUCAGCAUAUCAACAUCAGUGAGUUGAACGGUUGUUUGCAAGCAGAACGGAUGAUUGGUGAGCGCGAGCCAGAUUCGCGCAACAACAUGGCCACAGAUUCUCAAGUAGCUUUAGGUGCUUUGGUUCGAGGUAGAUCUUCUUCUUCCAGUUUGAAUGAACUGUUGAAAGCUCAUCUGCCCACAUUGUUAGUGUACAACAUUUACUCGUUUUUGCAGUAUGUACCUUCCGGGGACAACCCGUCAGAUGACCCGACCAGAGAUGUUCCGCUCAGAGCCCCAGUUGAAACCGCACCUGCAUGGCUUCAAGCAGCUUUUGAAGGCGAUUUCAAAUUACUGGACGAACAUUUGGCCGACAGCAAAGCUGACCUAGCGACGCUGGCUAGGCUUCCAGAAUUUGUUGAGGGAGAUGUGCCAUCGCCUUGGUUUAUCUCGGAAAGAAAGCUCCGCCGCGCGGCUUACGCUUCGUGUAGAGGGUCACCAGCGGCGAGACAGAUGGCAAAUCAACCGCAGGCUGCACAGCCCGAACUUUGGCGAGCUGAUCGGAGCUCGGUUCUGGAGGUUGAAGCGGAACAACGUCUCCGAAGCUUACCGCUGAGCCAAUUUGUUUUUCCGAGAGAUUGGUCUGCCGCUCGCUGCCGAGAAGCCUUGCAUUACAGGGGUGCGCUGGAUCUAUUUUCCGGAAGCCGAGGGCUAGCCAGAGCCUUAGCCCGGCACCACCAUUGUUGGGUGCUCACCUAUGACAUCCUGCAUGAUAGUGCCGAAGAUUUGUUGGACGACCUGGUGCAAAGCGAAAUACAGAAGCUGGUUAAGUUAAAGUGCUUUGACAUUUUGACAGCUGGACCUGUGUGUUCUUCCUUCUCUCGUGCAGUCCGACCUCCUGUCCGAAGCCGUAGUCGACCGCGAGGUUUCGAAACAGUGACUGAAAGUAUGAAGAGGAAGAUUCAUGAUGGGAAUGCUUUUUCAGUUUGGCUAGCUGCUUUAGUUUGGCUGGCCUUUUCGUGUGGUGUGAUCUUCCUGAUCGAGAACCCGUGGAUGUCGUUUCUCUGGGAUCAGCCAGAAUGGAAAGAGCUAGCAAGCCAUGAACGAGUGGGAUUUUUCACAACUGACUGUUGCGUCUGGGGAGCCCCUUGGCGAAAGAGGACCUCUUUUCUGACAAAUAGUUAUCUGUGGGGCUGCAAACUGUUGUGCGCAUGUCAGAAGCCAAUCAACCACAUCCAGUUAAAGGGCUACUCCUCCCGAAACAAGAUGCCCUGGACAAAGGUUGCAGAAGCUUAUCCCAUCCGCCUGUGUAACACACUGGCCCUGUACCUGAGCAAUGAUUGCCUGCCACCUGAGCGGCAGCGCAAACUGGACUUGGCAGCGUGCGCGCGCUGCAACUCCCGAGUUGGAGAGGCGAAGAAACCUGGGCCCAGGCCUGCACGCCCGAGACCCGCAGUGGAUCUGGAGAAUGUGCAGCUGCUCUCCUCUCAUACGUUGGCGAUCCAGCAACGAGCGCGUUCUUUGUUUGCCACUUGGCUGGGCAGGGUGUUGGGGCCUGAGCUACUGGAAGUGUUUUCGACUCAGCCAGAACUAGCGACACCGUUGCUAAGAGCGUUUGGUCGAUUUUUGUUCGAAGCACAACAACCUCUGUAUCUUUACCGGCAACGCCAUUUCCAUGUUUUUCCUGGACCACUUGCAGAAGCCUGGGAUCUGAUAGCUAGAUGGGAGCGUGUCCAGCCAGUAGUUCAUCGCACUCCCAUGCCAAAGAUAAUUUUCGAUGCCAUGAUCUGUUUAGCCUGGACAUGGAGAUGGAAGCGUUGGGCAACAUUGACUUUGUUGGCCUUCCAUGGAAAACUACGUGUCAGCGAGCCCUUGAGAGCAAGACGAAAAGAUCUGCUGCUCGCUAGUGAAACAGGCUCGGAUGUCAGAGCUGUGUAUUUGAACAUCCCAAAGUCUAAGACAAGUCACAGAGGCAAAGGGGUGGUGCAACACACUCGCAUUAACGACGAGCUGACAUUGUUAGCUGCAGAGAGAAUUUUCGGACCGCUCCUGCCCGAUGACUUCCUCUACCCGACAACACCGUCGACGUAUCGACGGCGAUGGGAUGUACUUUUGAGCACUCUUCAGAUAGAUGCUGCCAUAGGAUUAACCCCGGGUACCUUGCGAUCUGGUGGUGCAAUUUUCGCCUAUCACCAGGGUACAGCAAUCAGUGAAAUUCAAUGGCUGAUGCGCUUGAAGAGUGUAAAUACACUUGAGAGUUAUUUGCAAGAAACAGCCGCAAUGAAUGUGAUGCAGAAGCUUCCCAGAGAUGUCCGUACUAGAGAGCCUUCAGAGGACGAGGAAGAUCAACACGUCGUCGGUGCACGAGCCAUGCAGCGUCCCAAGACCAUGGUGCUCGAGCGCGUGCCGGUGCUGGUAGCAUGA
Molecule: messenger RNA, 6600 nt
Organism: Durusdinium trenchii
Lineage: Eukaryota; Dinophyceae; Suessiales; Symbiodiniaceae
Source: the annotation of a GenBank genome assembly